AUGAAGCCGGGGACUGCUCUUCCGCCGGAGGGAGCGAAGAAGCAUUUCGUUCCCGCUCCCGCUGCAGAUACUACUCUGGCCUGGGGCCAGCGGAAUCCCAAACUCCCCGUCCGCUGCGAAUGUCUCCGCCAUACGCCGCUUGAGCCCUGGAGUUCCAAGGCAACAAACAUUUCGUUCUGGCUGGUUGCGCCAAAAUCAAUCUCUCUCCAGAGCUCGAAACCAUUUGCCAUGAUUGCAGUCGUUGUUUUACCUCAACCAGGCAACAAAUUUUCCCUUCACUCCCCAUCCCUUGUGCUCGGGGAAAGAGCUCUCGAAAGCUCCAUCUCGCCCUAA
Histoplasma capsulatum G186AR is the source of this 333-nucleotide messenger RNA. RefSeq lists its product as uncharacterized. The record is from RefSeq and is a predicted model, not a curated record. The coding region runs from base 1 to 333 and encodes 110 amino acids. NCBI's taxonomy places the organism in Eukaryota, Fungi, Ascomycota, Eurotiomycetes, Onygenales, Ajellomycetaceae. The transcript has a single exon.